Messenger RNA from Dicentrarchus labrax (European seabass), 3715 nucleotides. It is a transcript of the gene b3galt2, whose product is annotated as UDP-Gal:betaGlcNAc beta 1,3-galactosyltransferase, polypeptide 2. Gene Ontology annotation, cellular component: membrane. Gene Ontology annotation, molecular function: N-acetyl-beta-D-glucosaminide beta-(1,3)-galactosyltransferase activity. The transcript is spliced from 2 exons. NCBI's taxonomy places the organism in Eukaryota, Metazoa, Chordata, Actinopteri, Moronidae. The coding region runs from base 1667 to 2998 and encodes 443 amino acids. The record is from RefSeq and is a predicted model, not a curated record.
GUGAGAUACUCCGCUAAUAAUGCAGUGACGUGGUAGAGUUCCGUCAGUGUAGCGGUGUCUGACAGACAGCCUGCCCGGGCCAGCAGCUGCCUUGCCCGGCUAAGAAAUCCGACAGGGGUCGGUCGAAGACAGCGCGGAGGGAAGAUCCGUGAGAAGAAAAACAAGAAGGAGCGGGCUGACAAACCGAAGCGGGGAGGUGAAGAAAGACGACUAGUUGUUUUUGUUUUUCCUUGAGGACUCUGGGAACAUGUUUUGGCAGUGAAUGGACUCAGAGGGGAAAGGAUACUAUUUUUUAUUGUGUUUUUGCCCAUCGCUCUCACUGCGCUGGUACUGUACAUCACCCCGCCGAGCAUCGCAAAGGACCAGCCGCACUCCUGCUGCUCUGCCGCCACUGCGCUCCCCUCCUUGCAGCGGACAGAGCUCCGGAUAACCGUGUUUGGAUGCUGUAGUGUUUUCUUCUUUUUACAUUGAAUAACAAACCCUGGAGUGGCAGAUAAACUGGGACGAGAUCAUGAAACAACAGUGAAAGAGCGAGGGGAAGCAAAAAAAAAAAAAAAAUUGAAUAAGAAGUGAGGCAGAGGGACGCUGUGGUGUGUAACAGACACAAGGAGCAGGAGAGAGAGGAGAGGAGGAGUCGCAGCAGGAGGAGAACCAAAAACCUGCAGGUUUGUUGAGCCUGUGGGGAUGAGGACGUGGAGGGACGUAACACAUCCGAGGUGUCAGUGUGAUUAGAGGGGAGGGAGCUGGAACAGGGGGAGCCGUUAAAGCGCAGGUUGUUUUUCAGUCCAAGGAGGCGGUGAUGGCGGGUAAAGGCACCGGGGUUCGCACACUCCUUCAGCCGACCGCAGCCCUGUCAGGAGCCGCAGCAGCAGCAGCAGCAUGAGGAGGAGGAGGUACGCAGCAUUGCACGUCUCAUCAGUCCUCAACAUCCUCAUUAUUCAUUUAGCCUUCCCCGCCCUGCUCUCCCCUCCAUUACAUCCAGCCACCCACCCUUCCCAGCCGCCUGGACUUGUAUACAUCCAUCCAUCCAUCCAUCCAUCAAUCAAUCCAUCCAUCUAUCUGUGCCCUUUCUUUAUGUCCCAACAUCUCCUCUCUAUUGGGCACUUUUUUUGGACCCCCAGUGGCUUCUUAAAAUGUUGCAGUGACACUCAAGGGGGGCCACAUGCAGGUGUUCAAGGCAGGUGUGCCACUGGAAAAUUAAGAAUACUUAGAUGUUGCUCUCACUUCACUCCCAGAGGAUGAAUUUGUCAUGAUAUUUCAUUCCUCCUUGCCCAGAGCAGAGUCAUUUCCACUCCUAUCAGAGAUUCCUAAAGAUUAGAGAGAGCAAACACAGAGGAGGUGACCCUUAUCAUAUCCUGAAGGAGUCGAGACAUAGAGCAUGAGCUUGUGUUUGUCUACAGUGCCAAAGAAGCGCCAGGGAGAAGCCUCCAUGGCCAGAGAAUCAUCGCCUUCCUAGCUCCAUCAAGGGGCCCUUUUAACCCUGCUCCAAGCUGCACUGGGGGGCUCAAACGUUCCCCUGACUCCACCAGGAGGCUCACUCCAACCCAUCUGCCAGCUCAGAUAACCCUCUGACUGUUGGCAACCACAUGUUUGAGGUGACUGUAUGUGACCGCCGCCGCCCAUUCCCGAGCAGCAGCAGCAGCCUCCUGCGACCCCGAUCUGCAUCAUGCAGUGGAGACGGCGGCACUGCUGUCCCAUCAAGAUGACCUGGACCGUCAAGCGUUCGCUCUUCCGGACCCAUGUGGCCGGCCUCCUCUCUCUGGCUCUGCUCUUCACCCUCUUCUUAUUUUUCAGCCACCAGGAUUGGCUACCGGGACGUAGUGGACCCCGGGAAAACCCACUGGCCUACACCGUCAGGGGUUUCCGCAGCCCCAAGGGAGAAGCCAACCAGAGCAACUCCCUGAAGAGCCUGUGGAGGGAGGCGGGGUAUGUAGUGCCAAAGCCUUUGCUCAACCUCAGCUCUCAGCAGGCGGAUGGGGCAGCAGGUGAGGCAGCAGCAGGAGGAGGAGGUGGUGGAGGAGGAGCCAGGAUGGGAGUAAUGGGGCUUGGGGACUCCAUGAGCACUAACAACAGUUUACAGAAGGAGAUGGGUGUCGGAGGGAGGCUCAGUGCUCAGCCCUAUCGCUACAUCCUGAACGAGCCCUUCAAGUGCAGGGACAGCACUCCCUUCCUCAUCCUCCUCAUUGCUGCAGAACCUGGCCAGGCUGAUGCCCGGAACGCCAUCCGCCAGACAUGGGGGAAUGAGAGCACAGCAAUGGGUCUGGUGUUCAUCCGUCUUUUCCUGCUUGGCACAGGAAAGAGCUCAGACACCUUUCUCCAGAGCAGCAUAGAGGAAGAGAGCCGUGUUUACCACGACAUCAUCCAACAGGACUAUCAGGACACUUACUACAACCUGACUAUCAAAACCCUGAUGGGCAUGAACUGGGUGGCCACCUAUUGCCCACAUGCCUCCUAUGUGAUGAAGACAGACAGCGACAUGUUUGUCAAUACCGAGUAUCUCAUCCAAAAGCUGCUGAAGCCCGAGCUGCCUCCCAAGCAGAGGUAUUUCACUGGCUACCUGAUGAGAGGCUAUGCACCAAACCGCAACAAGGAUAGCAAGUGGUACAUGCCACCGGAACUGUACCCAAGUGAGCGCUACCCGAUAUUCUGUUCGGGAACAGGGUAUGUGUUCUCAGGGGACAUGGCCGAGCUGAUCUACCAGGCCUCUCUCAGCAUACGGAGGCUCCACCUGGAGGACGUUUAUGUGGGGAUCUGCCUGGCGAAGCUGCGCAUCGACCCAGCGCCCCCUCCCAACGAGUUCCUUUUCAACCAUUGGCGGGUGUCUUACUCCAGUUGUAAGUACAGCCACCUGAUCACAUCCCAUCAGUUCCACCCCAAUGAACUCAUCAAGUACUGGAACCACUUGCAGACCAACAAGCACAAUGCCUGUAUCAACAUGGCCAAGGAAAAGAACGGCAGGUACAGACACCGAAAGUUUCACGGAGAGAGGCCUCCUUGAUGCAUCCUGUGACGACCACCCGCCUCAAAAAUGGGAGAUGGGUGCACUGUAACUACAGCCGAUGGAGGGCAUGUUGAACUCAGCACUAUACACUAUAUGGGGAAAAAGCACAUUGUUUUUGGUAUUGUGUACAGUCGAUGAUCCAAACUAUUUUUUUAAUUUGAGAAAAAAUGUUAAAUAUUGUAAACCUGUUGAGCUAUUUCUGAAAUGAAACUUGGGGGACGAGUUAAAUGCAGCAUACACAAAAAGUGCUGCUGCUCAAGUUUGCGAUAAUUCAGGUGCCAACAGAAAGAUGGUAAUUUAUGCUACAGUUAAUGUGAGGGCUCUCCCUAAAAGGUAGUACAGUAUCACACUUUACAAAUCAAAAAAAAUAAAAAAUAAAUAAGACACAAUUGUGUUUACACAGAGAAAGGGAAAUGCACAUGUAUCAUUGUUGAAAGUUACACUACCUAAAUAUGAAUGAAAGUAUCUUUGACGUUGACCAGUUAUGCUGCCCUGUUUCUCAGUGUUUACUUUACAGAGUUAUCAAAGAGUAUGAGUCUAAAGAGAAGGUUUAUCUGUCAUAUACUGUAUUUUAUUUAAAAAAAAAACAUGAAACCACUCAGAAUCACGUCAGAGAUGACUGAGAUUGUAUUUUUUAAAGCUUUACAUUGAGUAUGACUCUGCACUUGAGCAAAUGUGCAAUGAAUCAAUUAACAAUUAAAUGUACUGAAUUAA